UUGAUAAGAUAGUUGUGAUUUUUAGGGAGUUGAUAAAGAUUCUUAUAAUGGUAUAAAGAGCACUAUCUAGUAUCUAAUAAAUCAUUGUUAAUUAGCAAUGCAUAGUGCUAUAACUUUUUUAACGGUGAUCAGUGUCGCUCUUGCGGCGUCGGUGCCUGCGCCAGUGCAGCGUAUAGUCGGCGGCCGACCCACCACAGUCGACAAGUACCCGUUUGCUGGGAACAUCCAAAUCAACGAGUUCGGCAUAGUCUGGAACUCCGCAUGUGGGGGUUCCUUGAUCAGUGCCACCGCUGUAUUGUCCGCUGCUCAUUGCUUCAGUUUUCCAGCCAGGUCAUACGGCGUUCGACUUGGAAGUGCUUCUGCUAGCAGUGGAGGAACCGUCUACAAUGUGGCUUCAUACGUGCACCACCCUGACUGGACCUUUGUAGACGAAGGUGACGUGGCCAUAGUGAAACUUGCCACGCCCGUCAUAUUCAGUGACGUCAUAAGACCUGCUCGCAUCCCCGCCAGUGUUUACCCGAUAGCAGAUGGGACUGAGUUGACUGCGAUUGGUUGGGGUAUUUUGUAUUCUGGUGGUCCUGGACCGGAGAUCCUGCAAGAAGUCCAGAUGAACAAAGUUAACACGACGAUUUGCGCCGAACGCUACAGAACUCUAUUCGCUGAAACAACUCUUCAGAAACGAGAAGUCACCGAUAGAAUGUUAUGUGCUGGCGGCGACGGCGGCAAGGCUACUUGCAGUGGAGACUCGGGGGGUCCCAUCUUAAUAAAUGGCGAUAUUGUAGUUGGAAUCGUCUCCUGGGGACACCCUAAUUGCUUCGAGCCGACGUACCCUAGCGUCAACUCACUCGUCAGUGCCUAUAGUGACUGGAUUGUUGAAAAUGCAUCUUAGAUACUAAAAUUGUGAUUAUGUACGGUUUUUAUACUUAAUAAAUAUCUGAUAUGUAAUAAU
Molecule: messenger RNA, 949 nt
Organism: Plutella xylostella (diamondback moth)
Lineage: Eukaryota; Metazoa; Arthropoda; Insecta; Lepidoptera; Plutellidae
Product: trypsin, alkaline C
Biological process (GO): proteolysis
Molecular function (GO): serine-type endopeptidase activity
Source: RefSeq, a predicted model, not a curated record